Messenger RNA from Salmo salar (Atlantic salmon), 3004 nucleotides. RefSeq names its product GDNF family receptor alpha 4b (gene gfra4b). Gene Ontology annotation, molecular function: signaling receptor activity. The record is from RefSeq and is a predicted model, not a curated record. Lineage: Eukaryota; Metazoa; Chordata; Actinopteri; Salmoniformes; Salmonidae. Gene Ontology annotation, biological process: nervous system development. Gene Ontology annotation, cellular component: external side of plasma membrane; signaling receptor complex.
CUCCCAUUCCCUCAUGCUCACCUACGUCGCUCUCAGCAGUUAGUCCAUCCGAGCCACUCUCUUUCCCACUUACCAACAGAAAAUACGUUCGAAGAGGACUUGCUUUCGGCGGAGAAAGAACAGCGGCGGGCAACCCCAAACUCUCACAUACCUGAUCCUAGAUGUAGCCUAGAUAACUUUUCAGGGUCUAUAACACGUUUUACAUGUUCGUUUUACAUAACGAUUACGCCCGUAUUUUUAUUUAUUUAUGUCCAUGACAUUUGAUUAAUCCAUCCACUUUCGGGAAACUUCUGGAAUUCUGAAACAUUUAGUGAACAAGGAGUUAUUUUGGUUAUCAAUCCCUUUGUAACAAUUCAGUCCACUUGUACAGGAGGAUGUAUUUGAGUGUAAUUUCAAAGGUGUAGGUGUAGUGGUGCGUUACCUGGAAUCAUUUAAACAGAAUUUUACAUCGGAAAUCAAAAUGGAUCUUUGGGGAGUUUACCUAUUUCAUCUCGUCUUCUUCGCCCUGCAGGUAGUUCUGUCAGCAGGCAGAGACUGUCUGGUGGCUGGGGACUCGUGCUCCAGCGACGAGACCUGCAGCCCACGUCUGCGGACCCUGCGUCAGUGCGUAGCGGGCAAUGGUAGCAUGAAGCUGGGCCCCGGGGCCCGGAGCCAGUGCGCCAACGCCGUGUCGGCCCUGCUCUCCAGCCCCCUGCACGGUUGCCAGUGCAAGCGAGGCAUGAAGAAGGAGAAGAACUGCCUCAGCAUCUACUGGAGUCUCCAUCAGUCUGUCAUACACGGACUCAACCUGGUAGAGAGUUACCCUUAUGAAGCCAUGGAGAGAGACUACGACUACGUUCGUCUGGCCUCCAUCACGGCUGACUCCGAGGCUGGCAUGGUGACGGUGAACCGCUGCCUGGAUGCAGCCAAGGCGUGUAAUGUCGACGACCUGUGCCAGAAGCUCCGCACAGAGUACGUAUCUGCCUGCAUCAAGCCUUCUGCCAAGUCUGGCCUCUGCAACAAGGCCAAGUGCAACAAGGCCUUACGCCGGUUCUUUGAUCGCAUCCCUCCAGACUACACGCAUGAGCUACUCUUCUGCCCCUGCACGGAUACGGCGUGCGCAGAGCGACGCAGGCAGACCAUAGUUCCCGGCUGCUCCUUCGAGGGCUCGGAAAAACCCAGCUGCCUGACACAGAUGCGUAUUUGCAAGGCUGACUAUGUGUGCAGGUCCCGCCUGGCUCAGUUCCAGUACGACUGCCAACCAGCCGAGUCGUCUGCCAACGGUUGCAAGCAGGGGAACUAUGGAGCCUGUCUACUCGCCUACACAGGCCUGAUAGGCAGCUCGAUAACUCCCAACUAUGUGGAUAACUCCACGUCUAGCGUGGCCCCAUGGUGCUCCUGCUCUGCCAGUGGGAACCAGAGAGAAGAGUGCUCCGACUUCCUGGAAUACUUCACCGACAACGUCUGUCUCAGGAAUGCCCUCCUGGCAUUUGGGAGCGGGACAGAUAUGGCGCCCACUCCCAGUCUAUCGGGACUGCUCAGCCCUGCCGCAGGCAGAGAGAACCAUGCCACCACCCCUCUGCCUGCUACCGUGGAGACCACACGGAACGUUCCGGACCCAAUUAUACCAACACAGGCCAGCGGAAAUGACCGACUGUGGGGAGAUUCUACCCUCCCAUUGGAUGGGCUCCCAAACUCUGCCCCCGCACUUGGCCUUCUGCCUCCAACGGUCUUUACCGGCCUUGUGCUCCUACCUCUGCUCUUAUAUGGACAGUAAAGGAGGAAGCACUGCCAAGGACCACCCAUAGAGCAGAUGGGAUGAUUUGUUGGCUCUAGAGAAAUUUGACUCUUUGGCCAAUAGGCUUCUCCUCCUCCGAAACAUGUACAGCAUAGUCGUUUUUAUAUUUUUGUGUCUAGUGGUUCAACUGCAUCUGCGAGCCCUUUAAGUGUACAGAGAGGGACUGAGACAGAUUGAAACCAAUCUGUACACUUGUACAUUGUUAUCGCUUCAAGUCAAGAUAAAAGUACUUUUUAUGUGGACUAACCUACCAUCCAGCUAUCCAAGCACAUCCAUUGUUUUCAAGAGUGAAUUUAAAAAGCACCAUUGGAAACUACACGGUUAUCCUUUAAGAUCUAUAUAUAAAUGGAAAGCUCUUACCUAAAAUGUUGUCAAUGAACUGCGAACUUUGUCUUUAUUUGGUACUCAACUGCACAAACUGAUUGGAAAAGACCCUUGAGGAUAUAAGUGCUUUAAUACAGUUCGCUUUGACUUGAGUGAAGGAGGAACAUUAUUUCUAAUCAAUACUGGAAUGGUAGAGAUGGACAAUGGAGCUAUGGCUUAUUCAGCCAUUCUGGACAAAUACACUGACUCAGAUCAUUCCGAGUGCUGUCGGCUGCAAGAGAUGUGGACACCUCAGAAUACCUGGACCUAAUGAUUAUCAUGCCCGCAGUGAAGAUUGGGCUCUUUGUCUACUGCCAGUUCAUUUGUUCUCGCUAAUGAUUAGCUAAGUGUUCAUUAUAAAACACUUUCUUCUCCUUUGUUGAAAUGAAGUUACUGUAUGAGCAAACAGAUUCUCUUUACGUGUACAGUACCAUUGUUCUGCGUUUGUGUGGAAGCACUGCCCUCUGUUCCUCAUUGUGUAGAUGGACAUUGUUUAAAGGGUGUCGGAAUCGGUGUGCCAUAUAGGAAGAAGGACUUGUGUCUCAACAUUUCGGGCUAAAUUUGACCCUUUUCACACUACUGAGCCUAGCCAAGAGAAGCCGAGCUGUACUGUGCUGGCCUUGUUACACAGCCACCAUAGUUGCUGAAACCAUGCUGGAAUGCACAAUGUGAAAAUAAAAGGCAUUUUAUUUUAGAGCCAAUAGCAGAGUACAGUUUGGGUCAGCACAAUAGUGUGAAAUGCGGUAUAUGUUACCUGUUCAUAAUAAAAUAUGGUCAUGAAUGAUGUUAUGGGGAGGACGGAAAUUUUCCAAUGUCAUAGGAAUCAUUUGAAUUGCUGCCAAUAAAAGCUAUCAGAAAAUCCAA